Molecule: messenger RNA, 465 nt
Organism: Lachancea dasiensis
Lineage: Eukaryota; Fungi; Ascomycota; Saccharomycetes; Saccharomycetales; Saccharomycetaceae
Source: the annotation of a GenBank genome assembly
AUGGUUAAAGCAGUUGCUGUUUUAAGAGGAGACGCCGGUGUUUCCGGUAUUGUUCACUUGGAGCAAACCGCUGAAAACACCCCAACCACCAUUUCUUACGAGAUUACCGGUUUCAAGGGCGACUCGCAACAGGGUUUCCACAUCCACGAAUUCGGUGACAACACCAACGGGUGCACUUCCGCGGGUCCUCAUUUCAACCCCUUCAAGAAGACCCACGGUGCGCCAACCGACGAAACUAGACACGUUGGUGACUUGGGCAACAUCCCCACCAACGCUGAAGGUGUCGCCAAGGGUUCGCUGACUGACUCUUUGGUCAAGUUGUUUGGCCCAACCUCUGUUGUUGGCCGCACUGUGGUCGUUCACUCCGGUACCGACGAUUUGGGCAAGGGUGGUAACGAGGAAUCCCUCAAGACUGGUAACGCUGGUACCAGACCCGCUUGUGGUGUCAUUGGUUUGACCAAUUAA